Messenger RNA from Phalaenopsis equestris, 1515 nucleotides. Its product is annotated as probable E3 ubiquitin-protein ligase LUL2. The coding region runs from base 178 to 1365 and encodes 395 amino acids. Gene Ontology annotation, molecular function: ubiquitin protein ligase activity. NCBI's taxonomy places the organism in Eukaryota, Viridiplantae, Streptophyta, Magnoliopsida, Asparagales, Orchidaceae. The transcript has 4 exons. The record is from RefSeq and is a predicted model, not a curated record. Gene Ontology annotation, biological process: protein ubiquitination.
AUUAAUUUUUCUUUUAAUCUGUAUAAACGCUGCUGUGGAUGGAGAUUCACGCAACCUUCCGAUAGCAGAAAUAAAAAGCAGGUUCUUCCCUUGUUAACCUCCGGCGACAUCUAUCAUUUUGAUUGGUGGAAUCUUUUUUGAUCACUUGAUUGCUGCGAAACAGAGAAAGGGUCGGCGAUGGGUAACACGGGGAGUAGCGGAGGAGGAGGAGGAGGCGCAGGUCGACGAAGAAACCAUGGCCAUCACCAUCAGCACCACGGCCCUUCUAUGAUUCCACCGCCUGCCCCGCAGCAACAGCCGCCGACGCCGCCUCCGGAGGUCUCGGCUGGUAAUCGUUAUGUGUUUGCUGCGGCGACGCCUUACCCUCAAUACCCCAACCCUAAUGCUCCGCAGUAUUAUCCGUACGUCGGUUCUUACCCGCCACCGCCGCCGAUGCCAGCUCAGAUGCCUCCGCCGUUCGAUCACUACCCGCGUGGUGGCGGGGAUCAUCCUGCUUAUCAUCCGGGCUGGGCUACUGCGCCGAGGUAUCCGUAUUGCUCCGCACCGCCGCCCCCGCCUACUCCUUUCGCGGAGCAUCAGAAAGCGAUCACAAUAAGGAAUGAUGUGAAUCUCAAGAAGGAAACUCUGAGGAUUGUGCCGGAUGACGAGAAUCCUGGAAAAUACCUUGUUGCUUUCACCUUUGAUGCCACUGUUUCAGGAAGCAUUUCAGUUUUCUUCUUCGCCAAAGAAGGUCUUGACUGUAACUUGAUACCAACAAAGGAUGGCUUGCUUGCUCCAGUAACUGUUUCAUUUACGGAUGGCCUUGGCCAGAAGUUUAAUCAGUCAUCUGGUACUGGAAUUGACCUUUCCAUGUUUGAUGAAGCCGAAUUGAUAAAGGAGGGAGAAACAGAUGUUUUCCCCUUAGUAAUCAAAGCAGAAGCGUGCCCUGUUGAUAAACAAGGAUUGGAAGGAAGUCAUCGUACAGUUACUCCAAACUCUCAGAUAACUCAGGCCGUGUUUGAAAAGAAGGAGAAUGGUGAAUAUCAGGUUCGGGUGGUGAAGCAGAUCUUGUGGGUGGAUGGAACCAGGUAUGAGCUGCAAGAGAUUUAUGGAAUAGGAAAUUCUGUUGAUGGUGACUUUGAUGGGAAUGAUCCUGGCAAAGAAUGUGUGAUUUGUCUCUCAGAACCAAGGGACACUACUGUCCUCCCCUGCAGGCAUAUGUGCAUGUGCAGCGGAUGUGCCAAGGUUCUUCGUUACCAGACCAAUCGAUGCCCCAUUUGCCGGCAGCAGGUCGAGCGGCUGUUGGAAAUAAAGGUUAGCAACCGGAGCGAGGACGAGCAGAACUCGAGGGCAGAAAGAAGUGAUCAGCAGUCACAUGAGACUUGAUGCUGAAAGUUUAGCCUUUAUCUGGGUGAAAUCUACUUAAAAUAAUCCACUCAGUGGUGAAAUAUGUAAAUUUGUCUAUUUCAGUUCUCAAGGGUGAUGCUUGUUUGUAAGAAAUUUGUUUCCGAUUAAUAGAAUGCUUGGUUUGUUUGA